AUGAGCGUGAGGGAUAUUGCACUUGCUGAACUUGCUCCAACACAUCCUAUUAGGUUGGGGCUGGCACUCAACUUCUCAGUGUUCUACUACGAGAUUCUAAAUGCAUCAGAAAAAGCAUGUAGCAUGGCAAAACAGUAUUUGCUCUUUGAUGUUAUUGCAACAAACCCUGCCUGCAUCUAUUUAAGUUUGGCCAUGACCUUCAAAGGACCACCACCUGAGAGAAUUGUAGCAAAGUUUUCAUGA
Thlaspi arvense is the source of this 243-nucleotide messenger RNA. The record is from the annotation of a GenBank genome assembly. Lineage: Eukaryota; Viridiplantae; Streptophyta; Magnoliopsida; Brassicales; Brassicaceae.